Molecule: messenger RNA, 723 nt
Organism: Aspergillus pseudoviridinutans
Lineage: Eukaryota; Fungi; Ascomycota; Eurotiomycetes; Eurotiales; Aspergillaceae
Exons: 6
Coding region: 1-723 (240 amino acids)
Cellular component (GO): microtubule; cytoplasm; membrane
Molecular function (GO): microtubule binding; GTPase activity
Source: RefSeq, a predicted model, not a curated record
AUGCCUGGUCAAACAACUCAGUCGGAUGAUGAGUACAAGGCACAUCUCUCAGGAUUCGAGAGGAAGAUGGCGGAAGACGAUUUUGGGAGUGAUGACUUGAGGCAAAUCUUCAAUGAGAGAUUGGUGCUUGUGCUGAGCGAACUCGCAGACCCCACAGACGACCAGACAGAAGAAGAUCGCGAGACCAUUCGCAAGCUGAUCAAAAGCUACCUCAAUGAUAAACGAACCAUUAUCCUGGCAGUGAUGGAUGCGAGAAACAAUUUUGCCAAUCAAGAAGUAUUCUCUAUGGCUCUAGCCGCAGACCCUGCAGGGGUUCGCACAGUCGGAAUCAUUACCAAAUGCGACGCUUUGGAGCCUGGCGAUGAGGACAGGGUUCUGAAAAUCGCUAGAAAUGAAGAUGAAAGGCUGACUCACGAUGGCAUGACGAUUGACGGCCGCCACAAACGGGAAAAGGAAUUCUUUUCCACCGUAUCGCCGUGGAACACUCUUCAAACAGACAGAGUUGGCAUCAAACAGUUGAAGGUUUUCCUGGGACAACUCCUGUAUGCGCAUAUCCGUGGAGAGUUUCCCGGUGUAGUGAAAGACAUCGAAGAAUUCUUGCGAAACGCGCGGCGGGAGUUGGAGCAGCUUGGGCCUUCACGACAAACAGCUCCAGAUCAACGACGCUAUGUGACUCAAAUUGCCGCGAAAUAUGAGCGGGUAGCAGCUAUGAUUCUACUCUAG